AAGAAGAAACUCCUUUGAUCCUACUGAAUGAACGUGCGACACCGAUACGUCGUUUUUUUCACUUUUAGAGAAAACUGGUUCGUUUAGAGACGAAGUGAACGUCUCAGUUGGAAGUGAACAUGUCGGGGAUACCUCCGGACACAUGGCAGCCGCCCACAGUGGCUCUGGAGACAACGAUGGGGUCCGUGGUGCUGGAGCUGUACUGGAAUCAUGCGCCGAAGACCUGCAAGAACUUCGCCGAGCUGGCGAGGAGAGGCUACUUCAACAACACCAAGUUCCACAGGAUCAUCAAGAACUUCAUGGUGCAGGGGGGAGACCCCACAGGCACAGGUCGAGGUGGUGCCUCUAUAUAUGGUAAACAGUUUGAAGAUGAGCUGAACAGGGAACUGAAGUUCACAGGUGCAGGUAUUCUGGCGAUGGCCAAUGCCGGACCGGACACCAAUGGAAGCCAGUUCUUCCUCACUCUGGGACCCACCCAGUGGUUGGAUGGAAAGCACACUAUAUUUGGACGAGUAUAUCAGGGGAUGGGGUUGGUGAACCGCAUCGGCAUGGUGGAGACAAACAGUCAAGAUCGUCCAAUGGAGGAUAUCAAAAUACUUAGAACUAAUUUGCCCAAUUGAGAAAAUGUCAAUUUUUUUUUUUUACUGCCUUGUUUGAAUAAAUAAAUAAAUACCUGUAUAAUUAG
Molecule: messenger RNA, 685 nt
Organism: Limanda limanda (common dab)
Lineage: Eukaryota; Metazoa; Chordata; Actinopteri; Pleuronectiformes; Pleuronectidae
Gene: ppil1
Product: peptidylprolyl isomerase (cyclophilin)-like 1
Exons: 4
Coding region: 120-620 (166 amino acids)
Biological process (GO): protein peptidyl-prolyl isomerization; protein folding
Cellular component (GO): catalytic step 2 spliceosome
Molecular function (GO): peptidyl-prolyl cis-trans isomerase activity
Source: RefSeq, a predicted model, not a curated record